CGAGUUCAGCACGGGCGAUAUUUCACAAGACAAUGGGCUCGAGGCUGGUGUGGUGCCAUUUAAAGCUGGACAGUUAAAUUCCAGGAGAUGAGCUUAAUGUUUAUAAAUUGAUGUUAUUGCUGAACGAACACUUGUCUAAUACAUAAAACGGAUUCUUCGAGGUGAGAAAAAACAUGUUAUUUACCUUGAGCUGAAGAGAGUGGAACCAGUAAUACUCUGAAAUACUUAAUGGAUACAAAAGCAGUUCUGCAUCUGCAUUUUACAGUACUUUAGCCAUAGAGGCUAAUGUUGUUCUUGUACCAGUAAUAGAAAUCAAGUCUGAAGAUGGACAGUUUUCAUCAUGCUUCAUUUGUGAAAGUUGGAGAACACAAGACAAUUUCAAAGUCAGAAAUGUUAACAUUGCUUAAGACAUAUAACUGUUAUCAUGAAGGUAAAAGUUUCCAGUUAAGAAGUCGAGAGGAGGAAGGGGAAUUAAUUAUAGAAGGUUUGCUUAACAUCUCUUGGGGUCUAAAAAGACCAAUCAGACUUCAGAUGCACGAUGACCAUGAACGAAUGCAUUUUGCAGGCUCAGGACAAUGGAGAGUUGAUCAAAGUUCUCUGAACAGAAAUGAAAGAUCUGCACAUAAUGUUUCAGUGGAGAAAGCUGUUGAAUCCAAUAAUAAUUCUGUAAACAAUGAACUGCUCUCAGUUGGUGUAAGAAAUUCUGAGAUAGAGGAGGAAACACCUCAACUAAUGAGAACAAAAAGUGAUGCAAGUUUCAUGAAUGUUCAGAGAAGAUGCAAAUAUCGAACUCCAGCAGAAAUGCAGAAAAUUAAAAGACAUCGAUUUUCCAUUAAUGGGCACUUUUAUAACCACAAGACUUCAGUGUUUACUCCAGCAUAUGGAUCGGUUACUAAUGUCAGAGUUAACAGCACUAUGACUACACCACAGGUUCUGAAUUUACUGCUCAACAAAUUCAGAGUUGAAAAUGGUGCUGAUGAAUUUGCAUUGUAUGUGGUUCAUGAAUGUGGUGAAAGGACUAAAUUAAAAGACACUGAUUAUCCACUAGUAUCCAGAAUAUUGCAUGGUCCUUGUGAGAAGAUUGCAAAAAUCUUUCUAAUGGAGACUGACCUAGGAGAAGAAGUAACAUAUGAUGUGGCCCAGUACAUAAAGUUUGAAAUGCCUGUACUUGACAGUUUUGUUGAAAAAUUAAAAGAAGAGGAAGAGCGAGAAAUUUCAAAAUUAAUGAACAGGUACAGAUCACUAAAAUCUGUGAUUUUACAGCAGCUGAGUAUUGCUGAAGGUGACUAUGUUUGACAAGAAGACACUCUAUACAGUAUAAAUGAUGUCUGUAUCUGGAUUUCGCAGUCUAGCUUUAGGUAGCUAUUUGCCUAUGUUUUUCAAAACAAAAGUACAAUGCAAUAAAUAUGCUAAAGUGGCAGGUGUAGAAAGUUCACUGUUUAAUGUGCAUGGAAAAAAUCUCAUCCGGUCACACUCUGCUGACUCAUGUGUGAGUGGAAGUGGAGCUCUUAAGGUAGGCGGUCUGAUGGAGGGCUGUGAUGCCUGGAACUCUGGAAUUUCCUUUUGCACUACAGAAUUAUUCACGCAACAUGUGUCUAGUUCAGUUAUCUGAUGAACCUUGUUACUUGUCUGUACUAGGAAAGUUUCUUUCUGUAAUAUAUAAGAAAACAGUGAUCACCAUGAAGCAAUUUAUUACCUGUACAGGACAAUUGUAAAGAAAUAACCUUGUCAGUUGAUACUUUGACUUUCCAUAUAUUUUUUUUUUAUUUUACAAAAGAAAUAUAUAUUCUGUACAUUAUUUAGUUAUUAGCAAAUUGAUUUCUACAAGUAAUGACAGUGAAUGAAAGCAUGUCUGAAAUGCAUAAUCCUUUUCAGUUUCUUCAAGUAAUAUACACUUCUGUUAGUAGACUACCUGAGCAAUGUCAAAAAGACUUUUCUUAUUACAGUAGCUUCUAGCUUACAUUUUAUUUAAUGCUUUGUGUACAUUUGCUUUUGUUUUCUCAUAAUUUUACUUGUCAAAUACCUCCUUGCUGCACUGUAUUAUUUCAUGCUUUCAAAUUGUACUUGGUUUAUACUAAAACUGUAUAAAGAGGAAAUAUUUUUACAGCAGCUUUUGUAGAAGAGUGUUUAAAAAAAAAAAAACUGAAACCCUGAGCCUGAAGAAUGUACAUUCAAAAUGUUUAAUAAAACAUGUUUCUUAAAUUU
Molecule: messenger RNA, 2205 nt
Organism: Erpetoichthys calabaricus (reedfish)
Lineage: Eukaryota; Metazoa; Chordata; Cladistia; Polypteriformes; Polypteridae
Gene: rassf4a
Product: Ras association domain family member 4a
Exons: 12
Coding region: 325-1296 (323 amino acids)
Biological process (GO): signal transduction
Source: RefSeq, a predicted model, not a curated record